GUCCCAGACAACAGCAGCCAUGCCAUGGUUGAUUUCCCCUCCAUUGACGGUGCAAAGCCGGCUGUACUCGCUCCAGACAUACAAAUAGCACCCACAACGCACCUUCCUUUUCGCCGGAUAUCUCUCCCCUCCGCUCCGAACCUGCAGAGACAGUCUAUUGCCAGUCUUGCGUCAUACGACUCGAUACCCGAGGGACCACAGUCGCCUGCGACUGCAACUCCCCUGGCCAGGCCACCGUCCAGGGGGUCAAAGCGUCCAGGAGCAUCCGUUGAUUCCGCCAAACGUCCGCUUCGGCGCAAGGAGAUCAAGUCCGCAGUGAUGGACGAACAGAGAGAAGCGAAAAGACGCAGAGUGAUUAAUGAGCUGUAUGAAACCGAGCGAACAUAUGUCGACGGUCUGGACCUCAUCUAUUCGCAUUUCCUGACGCCUAUCAUUGCCUCAUUGGACACUCCCAAUCAGCUCUUGGAUCGCGCUGAGCUCACGUCGGUCUUUUCCAAUUUCAUUGACAUUUGGAAUCUCCAUCGUUCAUUUUAUUCGUCGCUAUCUUCUGCUCUCAAUGCUUCAUCCUCAACGCUCCAAGAGCAGGCACAGCUUCCACCUAUCUCUCCCAUCUUGCACUCUCAUUUUCCGUAUCUCUCACUAUACACUCCUUUCGUCUCCUCCUUCUCCGAUGCUCUUACAUCGUACAAUGCUCUGCUUUCGAAACACUCCGAUUUUGCUUUGUUCAUGUCGACUCAAGAAGCCGACCCUCGCUGCGGGAAGCUCAAGUUCCGGGACUGGCUCCUCACUAUUGUGCAGAGAUGCCCCAGAUACCUCCUGUUGCUCAAAGAUCUCAUCAGCUGCACAGAACAAGAGGAUCCGGAACACUCCAGCCUGAUUGCUGCGCAUACACUUGUAUCUAAGAUUACGGAAUCGCUCAAUGCGUCCCUACACACCCAUGUUCAAACCUUGGAUCUGCUAGCACUCCAACGCAGCACUGUCGGUCUUCCUUUUCAGCUCAUUGCUCCGGGCCGCACAUUCCUUAAGCGUGGCCCUCUCCUCCAAGUCGGGGGCUCCACGGCUCGGGGACGCGAAUUUUUACUGUUCUCGGACUCCCUCGUCUGGUUGUCUAAUGCAGACAAGACCGAUGAUGCGGAACGGCAGCGCCACUGGGAGCAGCUCGUCAGCGAGCCGCCCCGUAGUCCAAACAAGCGACCGAUGCUAUCGCGUUCGCGGAGCAAGAGUGACGCAGACUUAGUGACGCAAGCGGCGCUGAAACGCAAUAGCUCCGCAGGUCUCAGACUCAAGCUUUCCGGGCCGUCGCAGUUGAAGAAACGUCUAUCGGGCAUCGGCGCUACGGAAGAGAAGUGGGUGUACAAGGGUCACAUCGAGCUGGUCGACCUUGAGGUCGUGCUCGGUUCACCUGGCGAGCCGAGCGAACACUUACGUCUUGAGGUUCUUAGUCCGCGCAAAUCCUUUGCUCUGUAUGCCUGCAGACAAGAAGAGCGCGACCAGUGGGCAAGCGCUAUCCGGAAUGCCAAGGCGUCUUUGCUGGUGUCGCUCAACUCCAUGUACCCGAACUCCACGCUGACCUCGUCUGCCUCGACGAACCACCUCCGGCACGCGUUACAGGCUUUGCCGUACUCACCGGACGUGGAGUCGAAGAACCCGCAGCGAGGCAGGGUGGAACACUUUGUGCCGGCUGUUUGGAUACCGGACAGCAAGACCGAGAGUUGCAUGCGGUGCGGGCGAGCAUUUGGUUGGCGGAGGAGGCGGCAUCAUUGCAGACUUUGUGGCCGAUGUGUCUGUCACAGCUGUUCUACCAAAACAUUCUUCAUCGUGGACUCGGAUGACGCGAAGCCGAAGCAGGACCACAAACCUGCGCGGGCCUGUGAUGCCUGCUACGACACUGUCUUCCCUGUGAUGAGCGCUGCGCCCGAGUCUGCAGCCACGACAGCAACGAUAUCACGUCUCACUCUCUCCGGUCUCCGGUCCAUGCCUUCCUUACUUACUGAAGAUGGUAUUCAGCCAUCACCGUCAGUUCUGAUGGCCAUCGACAUCGAGCCAGUUAUGAGGCGCCAGCGCUCUAAGGCUGACAUGCGCUUACCUCCAAUGCAACCUAUGCCCUCUCGUGAACCGUCCGACGGUCCAUCGCGUCCUGCAAUUAGGAUCAAGACUUCGUCACGCCCACGGAGUUUCAUUGACAUCGUGCAGGACUUGCACGACUCGCCUGGUGAGGCAUCGUCACCGACAGGAAAGAGUCCCCUCAUCCCACGGUUUAGCCACGGCGGCGCUGAGCCGUCGUUCAUGCUCGAUGACCUCGAAGAAGACGAGGAGGAUGCCGAGGGAUCUAAUCAGCAUGGUUCGAGCACGCUGAGCUCUCGUUCAGACCUUGCGGUGUCGAGCAGCUUGCCACCCUCUCCGCUUCCUGCUGCGGUCAUCGCAGCACGGAGGGAGGAUACGGCGCGGCGGCGGAAACGGUUCUCGCUUCCCGCGGUCGCGAUCAACACGACGCCGGUCACGACGAAGUCGAACGUCAUCGGCGAGGGCAAGACCAAAAGGUGGUCGCUCUUGCUCGGGAAUAUAAAGACAAACGGCAGCGAAUUCGUGCAUGACGUUGCCGCAGGGAAAUUGACCGAGUUGCUUGGGAGACAUGCGAAGCCCGAGGCGGCUGGAUAGGCGUUGCUCGAACACGGCUGGAGGGUCUUGCUGUCUCCAACUUUACAGAGAUAUCAAUUGCCUUCCACGACUGCCAUCCUCGCCCUAUAAUUUUUCCCAUCUUCAUUUAUCGCAUAGUUCAAGG
Messenger RNA from Phanerochaete carnosa HHB-10118-sp, 2782 nucleotides. RefSeq lists its product as uncharacterized. The coding region runs from base 319 to 2658 and encodes 779 amino acids. The record is from RefSeq and is a predicted model, not a curated record. Gene Ontology annotation, molecular function: metal ion binding; guanyl-nucleotide exchange factor activity. Lineage: Eukaryota; Fungi; Basidiomycota; Agaricomycetes; Polyporales; Phanerochaetaceae. The transcript is spliced from 4 exons.